AUCUACGGCUGAUUCGGAUCAUCCAGCCGCUCGGUACUGCCCUCGCUCACUUGUGGCGGCGUCGUCGUCUCUAAUCGGCCUAAUUUGUGCCUGUGAGUGCCUCGAGGAAGUCGGAUCGACGCAGCAGUUUUGCAAACGACGCGAUCAACGACGGAUCGUGCUCCCUCCAUCGGAGGAUCUCCCGUACUAAUCCAGCUGUACGCACAACGCAACACAGUCGGCGGAAGUCGUCGUCACGCGUCGCGUAGUUCCAAGUGCUUCGCCGGUAGCUGACCUUUCCCAAAGUGUAGAAUCUAGACCGAGCGGACCAGCCGGACCUUAACCUCCAGAGUUGAUUGUGUCCACGCCGGUUACCGCGCGCGGAACACCUCGCGCAUAUAUUUCGCUGAGGCUUGACACUUUAACGCGCUAUUAAUCAAAUUAUCAAUCAAUUUAAAGAAAAAAAUGUAAUCAGCAACAAUUCUAAGUGAUUUAUUCAAAUUACGCGUGUACGCCGUGGAAGUGUGGAAGCAGCCGUUUGGAGAAGCUUUUGUUUUUUUUCGGAUACAGCCUUCACAGCAGUGUUUACUCCGGUUGCUGUAAAAGUGCGCGCCAUAUCAUCUACCAGUAGAUUCACACGAAACAAAAACAAACCGCUCGCCGCCGCCGUCGUCGUAGGUCGAGCUCAAUCUCGGGGCGGCUCCAGUACUGUGCAGUUGUAGCCCAGGAAAUGAUUCGCAGCCGGUGACACCAAGAUCGCGACCGGUGAUCGCGGAGUGAUAGCGUGCUCAAGUGGGACGGUAAAGACUGCACCAGUUACGGGACGAUUUAACGGGUUCAGUGUGUGGUUCUGUGUGUACAUCUGUGAUCGCGGCCAGGAAAAUUGGUGCAUUUGCAUUUGCCGUGUACAAAUUAGCUUUAUAUGAAGAAAUCUUCCGGGUGGCACCAGCAGAAACAUUAUGCGCGGCAGCAUAGUUGGAAUAGAGGAUGGCCUGACCAGUCCGAAGCCCGGCAGCUGGCAUGGGAUGUUCCUGGAGCUGCUAGAUAAUUUGUAUGCCGCGUGCGUCAUCGGUCCCCUCGUGGUCGGUUACUGGCGGGGCACGUGGAACCUGAUGGGCGAGUACCUCUACCCGUCGGAUCUGCCCACCAGCCUGAUGAUCUCGCUGGCCCUCGGGGUCUUCGGUCAUCUGGUAUUCAACAUCUUCCAGGGGCCACUACGGUCCCACCUGAACGCCGACAAGCAUCGGCUCGUGUACUACAUCGCGUCGCGACUCUACACCGAAAUUUACGGCACGGUAUGUGUCAACACCUGGCGCGGAGGCUGGGAAAUUAUCAACCUGUACACAACGCACAACGUGCUCUACGUAGUCGUGAUAACGCUCGUCUGUGCCGUCCUGCUGGCGCUGCUCAGAGGCUUGCGGAACAUUACCGCGUCACCGUUCGUCGUUGUCAUCGAUUCCCGGCGGGAGUACUUUGACGUGCCGACGUAUUUCAAGCUAUCGGGCUCCAAACAGCCGGGACUGUACAUCCUGGAUUGCAUGUUUUCGGUGCUGGUGAUCGGCUCACUGGUCGUGUUCGUUUGGCGAGGGCUAUGGGUCCUACUUGACAUGGAACUGUUUCCCGAGGACAAGGCACUCUCGGCGUGGGCCUCCGUGUUGAUAGGCUAUGGUGUGACCGCAGUCACAUUUUCGCUACAGCCGCUGAUGCGAUGGACAUGUGAUCGGUUAACUGGCAUUUGGCGCGUCAUUGUUGCGGAUUUGUUCCUUUUCUUCAGCUUCAUUGGCACAAUCAACGUAUGGCGAGGCGUAUGGCAACUGCUGGACCAUUACUUCCUACCAGAGAAUCGUCUGCUUAGCAACUGGAUUACGCACGUGGCCUCGCUGCUGUUGCUGAUUCUGCUGAACUGUUCAAACUCGGUCCUUGUCCGGGGCGUGUACAUCGAUGCUGAAGAACCGGCUGGCCAGUGCGUGGUCUUCCCGGUGUACUACAUCCGGUUGUUCUUCCAGAAGGAACGUACCAAGAAACAGAAGAAGAUCCUCGAGUCCCUGAACCGGGCGGAGUUCAACAACGUCGUCAUCGUGGACAAAAAACCGAACACGAAGGUCGAACAGAACCACCAAAUCAACCGAAAUCUAGAUGCCGUGCCACUAACGAUAAUCGAUAAUCCUAAGAGCAAUGGUGAUCACAACACGCACGAAAACAAACAGUGACGUUCUUAGUGCCUCGCGUAGGCGAAACCAAAACAAAACACGCAAACAAUCUAAAUCUACAUAACUUUUCAAUUGGACCUUACAGGAUCGAUCACCGCAAACCUGAAUGGUUCAUCCGCGAAGUUUACCGGGGUGAUUACAUUCGACAAAUUACGUUCAACGUUUCACGUAGUAUUAUGACAAAAGUAUGUAAGUGAACAUGCGAGAUAUCAAGCACGUCAACUCUCGGUACCUGUCGAGAUAUGUCGAAAACGUCCGUAAUUUAACGUAUGUUAUUUGUCAUAUGGUAUUGUUAGCGAUUUCAUACAUUUUUGGUUAAACUUAUAAAUACAAAUUGUCGACAGAUAGCGAAACUUGUCGUGUGAAAAAAAUAUCUAGUGAUAAAUCUCGCUACCUGUGGACACCUGUUGAUAGCGUUUGAGAUACCUAUGCCAAAAUCACCCCGUGCGAUUGGCUACUUGUGAGAGUAUUUUUAUAUCUUAAAUUUUGCUGAUGGUAGCACUAAGUGUAAAUUAAUUAGACGAUAAGCACCAACCCUGAUUGGUAAAAAAACAACACCUGGAACAAUGUAUAUAGUCACACUACAAUUCGUUGGAAGCAUUCCACUAAUUUAUGAAUACGUUUUCGUAUGUCUUAGAAUAAUAAAUAAAAAUCUUAAACUUA
This is a messenger RNA of Culex pipiens pallens (northern house mosquito), 2852 nucleotides long. RefSeq lists its product as uncharacterized. The record is from RefSeq and is a predicted model, not a curated record. The coding region runs from base 939 to 2189 and encodes 416 amino acids. Gene Ontology annotation, cellular component: presynaptic membrane. NCBI's taxonomy places the organism in Eukaryota, Metazoa, Arthropoda, Insecta, Diptera, Culicidae. The transcript is spliced from 5 exons. Gene Ontology annotation, biological process: neuron-neuron synaptic transmission; neuromuscular synaptic transmission; clustering of voltage-gated calcium channels.